GUGUUUCUGUGUGCGCGCGUGUGUGUGUUGAACUGAGCGGAGGUGAAGAAGAGGAGGAUGAAGCUGGGAGCGGAGGAUGGGAGGAAGAGUGGAGUAAGAGACAGGCUAGCUGUGUGUGAAUGAGUGAGUGAGUGAGGAAGAGGAGAGGAAGGUCGUCGGAGGGACCGAAAACAAAGACUUGAAUAUUUCGGGGAUCUCCUCCGGAACAUUCAGACGGAAACUUUCAACUUUUUACCCGCCACAUCUCGGCUUGUUGUGUCCGGAGCCGGCUUUGUUUCGCGGCGGGGGAAGUCUACGAUAAAUGAAGGAAUAAAACAGAUCCCAGUCGAGCUGUUUCUACCCACGCGGGGAAUACCCUGGGACUGCUUUUGAUAGAGGUUACGAGAGAAUGGCGGCCAACAUGUACCGAGUGGGAGAUUACGUGUACUUUGAGAAUUCCUCCAGCAACCCUUACCUGAUCCGCAGAAUAGAAGAACUUAACAAGACAGCCAAUGGGAACGUGGAGGCGAAGGUGGUGUGUCUGUUCAGGAGGCGAGACAUCUCAGGCAACCUCAACACUCUGGCUGACAGCAACGCAAGAGAAUUUGAGGAGGAGUCGAAGCAGCCGACACCAUCUGAACAACAGAAACACCAGCUCAAACACAGAGAACUCUUCCUGUCCCGACAGUUUGAAUCUCUACCUGCGACUCACAUACGGGGGAAAUGUAAUGUCACCCUCCUCAAUGAAACAGACGUCCUGGCCGGCUACCUGGAGAAAGAGGACUGUUUCUUCUACUCGUUGGUGUUCGACCCAGUGCAGAAGACCCUACUGGCGGACCAGGGCGAGAUCCGGGUGGGCUCUAAGUACCAGGCAGAGAUCCCUGACAAGCUAGCAGAGGGUGAAUCAGACAACCGGAUCCAGGAGAAGCUGGAGACCAAGGUGUGGGACCCCACCAACCAGCUCAAAGACCCUCAGAUCGACCAGUUCCUAGUGGUGGCAAGAGCUGUGGGAACCUUCGCUAGAGCUCUGGACUGCAGCAGCUCCAUCCGCCAGCCGAGCCUGCAUAUGAGUGCAGCUGCAGCCUCCAGAGACAUCACACUGUUCCAUGCUAUGGACACAUUGCAGAAGAACAACUAUGACUUGGCCAAAGCCAUGUCCACCCUGGUUCCUCAGGGGGGGCCGGUGCUCUGCCGUGAUGAGAUGGAGGAGUGGAGCGCCUCAGAGGCCAUGCUGUUUGAGGAGGCUCUGGAGAAAUAUGGCAAAGACUUCAACGACAUCCGCCAGGACUUUCUGCCCUGGAAGUCUCUAGCCAGUGUAGUCCAGUUCUACUACAUGUGGAAAACUACCGACCGCUACAUCCAGCAGAAACGACUAAAGGCAGCAGAGGCAGACAGCAAGCUGAAGCAGGUGUACAUCCCCACCUACACCAAACCCAACCCCAACCAGAUCAUGGUGCCAGGCAGCAAGCCCGGUAUGAACGGAGCAGCAGGCUUUCAGAAAGGACUCAGCUGUGAGAGCUGCCACACGGCCCAGUCUCCUCAGUGGUAUGCCUGGGGGCCUCCCAACAUGCAGUGCAGACUGUGCGCCUCCUGCUGGAUCUACUGGAAGAAGUAUGGAGGCCUGAAGACCCCCACACAGCUAGAGGGUGCUGCUCGAGCUGGCUCGGAGUCAGGCCCCCGCGGUCACAUGACACGCCAGGAGGUCCAGGGCCUGUCGCCAUUCACCCGCAACGAGGGUCGAGCCAAGCUGCUCGCCAAGAACCGUCAGACGUUCAUCCUGCAGACCACCAAGCUGACCCGCAUCGCUCGGCGGGUGUGUGAGGACAUCCUGCAGCCUCGCCGCGCCGCACGCCGGCCCUACGCCUCCAUCAACGCCAACGCUGUCAAAGCUGAGUGUAUAAUCAGGCUGCCCAAAGCCACAAAAACUCCUCUAAAGACCAAGCUGGUGCCUCGACAGUCUCUGGCCAACAUAGUGAAGGAUUUAGCCAUCUCAGCUCCUCUGAAACUGAAGGCGUCUAGAGGACCCCCGACACCCAUCAACAGGAACCAGGCCAGCCAACCCCGUGUGGGCCAAAGCCUGCUGGGAAAGAGAGGCUUCGACAGCGCUACAGGCGUGCCCUACCCAGCCAAUGGGAGGCCGUAUACUUCAGGUAUGAGGACCACCUCUCAGUCGGUCAUCAAGCGGCAGAAGGUCAGCCAGGGCGAGGCCCCCAACCCGGUGGUGUUUGUGGCUACGAAGGACACCAGGGCUCUGAGGAAACAUCUGACUCAGUCAGAGAUGCGUCGGGCGGCGAGGAAACCUCAUCUCCUGGUCCGGAUCAAACUGCCACCGCCUCCCCGCUCCCUGGCCAUGCCCCUGCUCCCCUCCAGCACCAGCGAACCCAUCGUCCUGGAGGACUGAAGGGGAAGGGCGGGGGGGGGGUCUCUGAACAGGACAUGGGGGUCGGGUGGGAGGUGGGGGGGGGGUCUGUGCUCAGGCCGUCAGUUAACGGGCAGCACAGCACGCCAUACCAGUAGUCUUUUAUUUUCCCUCUUUCCAGUGUCAUCUUUCUUUAGUCCUCUGUUACUUCCCAAACGUGAAUGUGUCCAACACACACACACACACACACACACACACACACACACACACACAGCACUUAGAUGAUGUACAUUUCCAUCAUGUUCAAGUCACACAUCUACACACCGACACUCACACAACACCUUGGGCUUUGUAGUAUUUUUAUUCCCGAAUUAUUUUCGCUCCCCUUUUUCAAACGCCUCCUGUUUUUUAAAUGUGUAAUUUAAAUCAAGAUAUUGAUUCCCAUCCUGAAACAAUGGUGAUAAAGCACACUUUGUUUUUUCCUCCACGUCUCUAUCUUUGUGUAAAUAAACGCACCAUUGAAGGGGUGACGCCCACAGUGUGUGAGGAGGAGAGUGGGGGGGUGGGGGAGGUGGAGCCGGUUGAAGGUCUGAUGUGAUUACAACAUUUCACUCCGUUCCAGCAGGGAAACAUCACACCUUUUGAUCCAUUAACCGCCAUAUUACUUUUCUCCCAGUCUGUCAACUUUUCCCUUCAUCAACCAGGAGCCAGACCCGAGCCUGGCGGCGGCUCAGGGUCUGAGCGAGCACUAAACAACUUGAGUAGUGUCAAAGUGAGUGUUAAUGUGUGUGAUGGUAGGAUGUGGAGUGUAAUCAACAUUUUCACCGGUUGAAACACCUUUAAAAGUAAUAUCCGUUUCAUUUUAAAUCAAUGUGCUGAUUAUCUUCUUAAUCAAUUAACCCAUUGACGCCUAAAACUUCCUGUAAAACCUCUGGGCCAUUUUAAAAUCAGCCCCUAAAACCUGAAGUUUUUCUGGAAAUUCAACAGAAGUGUCAACGCUUCUACUAAAUAAUAGAUUUUUCAGCCUCUGUAGCAGAUAAAAAUGAAAUUCAAAAAGUAUUUGAGAGCUUAUACAAAUACUACAAAACGACGUAUCUGCUUUCCAGGCUUCAAUGGGUUAAGAAACCCCAAGGCAGCCUGUUUAAAUGCAUGAUUUGUCCCCAGUUAUAGUCCAAAAACCGAAAUGAAUACCUAAUGAAUAAUCAGCCAUGUAACAGUUAAAGUAAACAUGGCUCUUACUGGGCUGCAUGAUUAGAUAUGUGACAAUAUUGUUGAAAAUUGCGAUAAUUAACAGAUGUUUGUACAGUAGCUGAGCUUGUUCCACGUUGUUUUAUACACUACUGGGCAAAAGUUUUAGAACACACCAACUUUUCCAGAAUUUCAUUGAAAAUGACGCAGUUUAAUGUCUCAGUGUACUCUGAAAUUAAUGCACAUUUGCAACAUUUAAAAUUCUUUAUUGAGCAUGAUAGUGUUUUGAAAGUUAAAAAAAAGAUUCAACAUCACAUUUUAUGUUGGACUAAAGGACUAAAAAAAGACACAAAAUGAGAAAAAAAGACACCAAAAGACACAAAAUGACUUACAAAGACAUGAAAAGAAUUCAAAAAUGGACAAAUAGCCCAAGACUCCAUAGAGUUAAGUUGUUAACCCAUUUCUUGUUCCCUGAAAAAGGCCUACUUGUAUAAUUCUGAAAUGUACAUUAUUUUUCAGUUUUGGUUAAGCUUACCUUUUUUAUUUACCUCUGGCAGUUCACCACUUACCUUUGUACCCUUUCAAGCUGUUCAUUUGACUUGAACUGCUUGAAUUUCAAUAAAAAACUGGAAAAAUUGGGGUGUUCUAAAACUUUUGACCGGUAGUGUACUUUAUGCAAAAAUAUCACCUGUUGGCUGUUGUGUAUCUAUUGCAUUGCACCAUUUUUGUAAACAAGCAUGACAUUGAGUUGAUGAUAAAUAUUCUGCAGCCCUACACAUGUCAUGUGAAACCUAAAUUAUUGAUAAUCAUUAGUAGGAGGAUAAUCCAGAUCAGUCUUUUAUGUCGUUUUUCACUGUUUGAGCGUCCAUUGGCGCUCUUUUAACCACAUCAAUGUUCUUCUGUUAUGGUUUUCUUAACGGAGAAUUUGCGCCACCUACUGCUUAUCAUAAUGAACAACCCCCCUAUUAUUGAUAUUCAGCUGAUGAUAAUGGAUUAAACCAAACAUUCACUCACAUUAUCUCUUCAAAUGACUCUUCUCAGGUUGUUUUGUGCUCACUUGGUCGUUUUGUUCUGAAUCAACCUCCAUCCUGUCUCCACUUUCACCAGUAACAAUGGUUUCUUCUACAGUUAGAGCCGCAUUUCCUUUUUUGGUCACCUGUCACCUGUCGGCCAUGCUUUUAUAGCCACUUUUAGCCGGUUUGAGAGAAGUUUUUGAGCGUUUGAACAGGCUGCCUGGAAGCAAAGGGGGGGUCAGUAGGUUUACAGUGUAGGAUGGAUUCUAUGUAGUGUUGGAGGAAAGUUUAAUGAUUGUGGUCACCAUGGAUAUGCACUGUGUGACUUGCCAUGAUUAGAGAACACAUUUGGCUUUGAGGUACUAUGUUUGUGUUUGCAAAAGUCCAAAAUGAAGCCAUAGGGUGCACAAAAAGAAGACGAAGGAAGAAAAAAAACAAAAAACGUUGGGCUCAUUGUGACUGGACAUCCUGGUGAUAUUUGAUUAAAGCCACAGCAUUUCUGACAAUGUACUGUUUGGUUGGUUUGAAGGAAACUGACACAACUAUGUUACUGAUCAGCUGAUAAAUAAAAGUCUGUUUAAAAAAAAAAAAAAAAAAAAGCAGCAAUAUGUAAAUGUACGGAAGACAAUUGGGGCCAAAAAUGAAGUUCUGAAAUAAUGUUAAAAGCUGCAAAGAGGGUCUGAGAUUAUAGUUUCAUUCAGAACUUUGUUGGCCCUGUUUUCUUCUGUAAACGUCUGAUGAUGCCGAAUGUUUUUGGGUGUGAUAACAAGUGAAAGGAAUCUUCAGCAGUCUCCUCGUGCUUUCAUUUCCUUUGUUUUACUUCCCCCCCUGUUUGUAUCAUUAUGAAAGGGUGAGUACUAAAAGCAAGUUGUUAAUUGGAUGAUUAUAAUCCCUGUGAGUCCACACAGCAGUGAAGGCUUCCACAGGUUUUAUAAGCAAGUUUGGUCCCAAUGUGGGCUUUGUAAUAUUUCUCGAAAAAAAAAAAAGAAGAAAUUGAAGUGUUGAGUUUGUAGCAAAUACUAAUCUGUGUAAAGACGCGUGGAAAACUGGCAUAUUUUAAACUUUUUUACAUCUAAAGUGUGUAAUUCUGCUCCAUUAUUGUGGAGAUGGCUCUAAUAGGCUACUGUACAUGUGAAACAUUGCUCUCCUUCAUAGGGUGGGUGGGGUGGCCAUUCAAAAGGGACUGGGUGCUGAUUUUUGUAUGAUGGAGAGACAAACAUGCUACAACUGAAACUUUUUCUCAAGUGUUUUUUAUUCCAAUGUCUCUGUAUCCUUUAAUGUAUCUUGAUAAGAAAAGAAAUAAAGAAUUUUUUUUU
Centropristis striata (black sea bass) is the source of this 5855-nucleotide messenger RNA. RefSeq names its product metastasis associated 1 family, member 2 (gene mta2). Bases 389 to 2380 code for a protein of 663 amino acids. The transcript has 18 exons. Gene Ontology annotation, cellular component: nucleoplasm; NuRD complex. Gene Ontology annotation, molecular function: sequence-specific DNA binding; histone deacetylase binding; transcription corepressor activity. The record is from RefSeq and is a predicted model, not a curated record. Lineage: Eukaryota; Metazoa; Chordata; Actinopteri; Perciformes; Serranidae. Gene Ontology annotation, biological process: negative regulation of transcription by RNA polymerase II.